Molecule: messenger RNA, 2473 nt
Organism: Vigna unguiculata (cowpea)
Lineage: Eukaryota; Viridiplantae; Streptophyta; Magnoliopsida; Fabales; Fabaceae
Product: putative protein phosphatase 2C 35
Biological process (GO): protein dephosphorylation
Molecular function (GO): protein serine/threonine phosphatase activity; cation binding
Source: RefSeq, a predicted model, not a curated record
CAGAGAUUGUUGGGAGAUAAGGGUUUGUAUGCAGAGAGAGAAGUGAAUUGUGAAGGAAGAUUGGGGCAACAGAUAACCAAAUCAACACAUACAUACAUAUAUAGAUAGAUAGUUUUGGAUUGGAAUUAGAAUCUGAAUAAGAACAGAAUCUCAAUUCAAUUCCUCUUCCCCACUUCUCUUCUGUCCCCUCAUUCCAAAUCUCUUUUUCUGAACUUCUCUUUGGACUCUUCCUUUUGCCUCAGGGUUUCUUCCUUCUCUGCAUCCAAUCAAAGGAAAAGCACAAUUCUUUCCCUCCUUUUCGGCAACCCCAUCACGCAUUCUACCUCUAAAACGCCAAAAUAAAUCCUCUCUGUCGUUUCCUUCUUCCUGGGUUUCUUCUAGGGUUCUCCUUCUUUCAUCUUUUUUCACUUCAAAUCCACCCACAUAACCCCUUUUCUUCACUCCAGUCGCACCACACAAUUCCCUGCUCUUGGACCCUUCUCUAAACCUGUUUAUCACAAUGUGGAGGAGUUCCAGAGGCAUCUAGCACUGUACUUCCUUCCUGAACAUUCUAUUUCUGAACUGCUUCAGGGAGUGUUUUCUGUUUCAGGUGUUGUUGUUUCCAAUAGCAUACCCUCUCUCCGAAACAUGGGUUGUGUCCAUGGCAAGUGUUGCUGUGGCGAGCAUAAUUCAUCAGAGGAUGGUUCUAGGGAUUACCGAGAAACUGGCUUCGUCCGUAGCCACAGGAAAAACAUACUCGCUCAGAGGUCACUGAAGCGUGCUCCUGUUCCUUCUCACAACUUCAUUUUGGAAUACACUUUUCUCACUCAGCGGGGAUACUACCCGGACUCACCUGAUAAAGAAAACCAAGAUAGUUUUUGCAUCAGUACAAAUCUCCAAGGUAACCCCAAUGUUCAUUUCUUUGGCGUCUAUGAUGGGCAUGGUCAGUAUGGUAGCAAGUGUUCAAAUUUUGUUAAGGAUAGGCUGAUAGAGAAGUUGGUAAAUGACCCUGCAUUGUUGGAGGAUCCCGUCCAAGCUUACAAUUCUGCAUUUUUGGCAACGAACCAAGAAUUACGUAGUAGUAGUGAGAUUGAUGAUUCUAUGAGUGGCACCACCGCGAUAACGGUGCUUGUUAUUGGUGACACCCUUUAUGUUGCUAAUGUUGGUGAUUCGAGAGCGGUGCUGGCUGUUAAGGAUGGGAACCGCAUUGUCGCGGAGGACUUGUCCUCUGAUCAGACGCCGUUUAGGAAAGAUGAAUAUGAGAGAGUGAAGCUUUGUGGGGCAAGGGUGUUGAGUGUUGAUCAGGUGGAAGGGCUCAAGGAUCCAGAUAUCCAGAGUUGGGGUGAUGAAGAGAGUCGGGGUGGUGAUCCUCCCAGAUUGUGGGUUCCUAAUGGGAUGUAUCCUGGAACUGCUUUUACGAGGAGUAUAGGGGAUAGUUUAGCAGAGACAAUUGGUGUCACUGCUCUUCCUGAGGUGAAAACUUUUAAGCUUACACCUGAUCAUCUUUUCUUUGUGGUGGCAAGUGAUGGCAUAUUUGAAUUCCUGACAAGCCAAACUGUUGUUGAUAUGGCAGCAAGCUAUAUGGAUCCUCGUGAUGCAUGUGCAGCUAUUGCAGAAAAGUCAUACAAACUAUGGUUGGAACUUGAGAACAGAACAGAUGAUAUAACAAUUAUCCUUGUUCAGAUCAAAGGUCUCUCUAAUUCCGGUACAUUUGGAGUUGGAUCAAAUGAGACAAAUGUUGGCGCUGUACUGAAUUCCAGGGCAGGAACUCCUGAGAUACCUGCUGCGCAUGAAUCUGAUGUUCAUCGUUCUGUCAGAACCAGUUUCUCAGAGUUGCACUCUGCUCAGCCUGCGGCUUCAGUGAUCAGCCCGGCCGUAGAGGCUCACUCUGCAGCAUAUCCAAGACCAAUUGAAUGAUGAUUGAAGAGAGAGAGGCUUUAGAGAAGCUUCACCUUGUCUCUUUGCAGUUUCUCCCGAGUGGUACAUUUCCAUGUUCCAAGUUCCUGAGCAUUUUGCAUUACCCUGUACAUUUACUGCUCAAGGCUGCCACCAUACCAGGCUUGAGGUGGCUCUAUCUUGGCAGCAAAAGGAAUUUGUUCAAAUUUCAUGUUGGUGUAUAACCAUUCAGAAACACCUCGGGAGAAAACACUUAUGCUCACCUUCCUGUGAUGCCAUUGCACAUCCUCUACAGAUAUGAUCUUUUGAAGAGAAUCUAUAACUAAGUGAAAUGAAAGGAAGGUAUGCAAGGAGAUUGGAUUUUGAGUCAUGGCUAUCAUUUGCUUUGAAUGAUUGAAGAAACUCGAAAGAUGGUCACUGCUCAACUUUGGAGGAAGACAGAUACCAUUUGGUAUUUAAGUGCAUUGCCCUCAUUAUCAUGUAGAUGUUGUAUCCAGUUUGUGUGUAUUAUUAGUAUUACGAACAUGUUUGGAUUAUUGGUUGAUACCUUUCCAAAUUAAUUUCAUAUUAACAAUAAAAAACACUAAUUAAUUAUGUA